Heteronotia binoei (common prickly gecko) is the source of this 2028-nucleotide messenger RNA. It is a transcript of the gene TTC4, whose product is annotated as tetratricopeptide repeat domain 4. NCBI's taxonomy places the organism in Eukaryota, Metazoa, Chordata, Lepidosauria, Squamata, Gekkonidae. The transcript is spliced from 10 exons. Bases 76 to 1236 code for a protein of 386 amino acids. Gene Ontology annotation, molecular function: Hsp90 protein binding. The record is from RefSeq and is a predicted model, not a curated record.
GCUGCUUUCUGACUCGGCCCCGCCUCCGGAAGGGCGGAACGGCAGCGGCUGGCCUGCCGGGGAGGAGAGCUCGCUAUGGCGGAGACCGAAGGAGACCCUGAGGCGGACUUGGAUGCCUUCCUGGACAAGUUCCGGGGGCCCGAGCGCUACGAGGGGGCCCUCAGCCCGGAGAACUGGGAGAAGGAAUUUGAGAAGAUUCCAAUGUUCAUGAAGACAGCCCCUUCUGAAAUAGAUCCUAAGCAGAAUCCUGACCUGGCAUGCCUUCAGUCUAUCAUUUUUGAUGAAGAGCAAACUCUUGAAGAGCAAGCAAAGUCCUAUAAGAAUGAGGGCAAUGAUUACUUCAAGGAAAAGGAUUAUAAGAAGGCCGUGAUAUCAUAUACAGAAGGACUAAACAAGAAAUCUAGUGACCAAGAAUUGAAUGCAGUGCUUCAUACUAACAGAGCUGCAGCCCAGUUUUAUUUGGGCAACUGUCGCUCAGCUCUUGAUGAUGCUAUUGCAGCAAGAAAGCUCAGACCCAGCCACCUCAAAGCAAUAAUAAGAGGAGCUGUGUGCCAUUUGGAACUCAAGCAUUUUUCUGAAGCCAUAACAUGGUGUGAGGAGGGACUGAGAAUAGAUCCCAAAGAAAAGAAACUCCUAGAAACAAGAGCUAAAGCUGACCGACUAAAGCAUACUAAAGAGAGAGAUUUGAGAAAAGCAAGAUUGCAGGAGAAGAAGGAACAGGCUCAGAAAGAUGCUGUAUUCAGAGCUAUCAAGGAGCGCAAUAUCAAAUUGUUGCCAGUAUCUUCUGAGGAUGAAAAUGUAAUAUCAGCAAGUCUGGCUGAGAUGUCUUUAGAUGGAUUUAGCUCACAGAGUGCUACUGGUUCCAAGGUCUGUCUAGAUGAAAAUGGCAGCCUUUCCUGGCCAGUGUUGUUCUUGUAUCCUGAGCAUGGGCAAAGUGAUUUAGUCUCUGCUUUUCAUGAGGAAUCCAGAUUUAUUGACCAUUUAAUGGUCAUGUUUGAAGAGCUACCUCCAUGGGAUACAGAAAGAAAAUAUUAUCCUAGUGAAUUAGAGCUUUAUUAUGAGGAUGAAGAAAGAGAAGAGAUAUACCAGAUAUGCACCCAGUCCACAUUGCUGCAAGCAUUGCAACACCAAAGAUACUUUGUGAAAGCUGGGACUCCUAUAUUUUUGGUUUUGGUAAAAUGUGCUCCUUUCUCUAAAAACUACUUUAGGGGGAAGAAAGUUCACUGGCUUAAGUGAGCAAAUACGAACUUUUUAAAAAAGAACACGAACAGCACAUACUGUGACAAGCAUCCUAGCUUUCUAAACUGGGAACAUCUUGUACAUGUGUGCUUUACUUUUCUACCUUCACAGUGACAAUUGACUAGAACGUGUCCUGCCAGUCCCAUAGGAAGGAAUGUGAAAGACUGCUAACAGAGCUGCAGAACUGGAACUGGCAUUUAUUACAUUUCUGCAUUUUACAAUAUAAUAGUACUAACCUGACUUUCAAACUAAGAAUCUGGUUCUAUUUCUGCUAAUUUAAUAAUGUCCUACCUACGGACCAACCACAGGUGUUGAUUGGCAAUUCUGUAGCUGUAUUUGUUUGUGCGUGUGUGUCAAGUUGCAGCUGAUUUAUGGCGAUCCCGGCGGAGGGCUUUCAAGGCAAGUGAGAAGCAGAAGUGGUUUGCCAUUGCUUUCAUCGGCAGAGUCUUCCUUGGUGCAGACCCUGCUUAGCGUCCAAGAUCUGACAUCAUGCCACCUUCUCUCCCAGCCGCUUGUACCACUAGUUAAAUAUAUUUGAGAGAACAUCUGCCAUACUUUUGUCCAGUCAUACAAGGAGCUAACAGUUCUGUAAUAGGAAAGUCUAAAAUGUUUGGAGACCCUUGUUUACAGCCUCCUCCGCUGUUACUGUCCAGCAGUUUCAUACAGAUCAAAUUUGUGGCACAUCUGUGGCUCUUGAGCAAAGGUAUGUGGCACUCACUGUUGAGAGCUAUUGAAAAUAAAUACUUCUUUAAAGAUGAGAUCCAAUAUAUUAAACAUAUUUAAAACAUG